Acanthamoeba castellanii str. Neff is the source of this 1002-nucleotide messenger RNA. RefSeq lists its product as uncharacterized. The transcript is spliced from 5 exons. Gene Ontology annotation, cellular component: nuclear pore. NCBI's taxonomy places the organism in Eukaryota, Discosea, Longamoebia, Acanthamoebidae. Gene Ontology annotation, biological process: nucleocytoplasmic transport. Gene Ontology annotation, molecular function: structural constituent of nuclear pore. The coding region runs from base 1 to 1002 and encodes 333 amino acids. The record is from RefSeq and is a predicted model, not a curated record.
AUGAGAAGUGAUGAGAUCGCUCAGCACUCCUUCGAUGCCCUCCCCAAAGUCAAAAGCGAGGUCGAAGUAGCGACCGAGCGGCUGAAUGCACUGUACAACACGCUUCAAGGUGACAUGGAGACGGUGGCUGAGAUCAGAAGCAACAUCACCAAGGAGCUUAAGAACGCAGAGGUGGCCGUACGCUACACCGAGCGACUCGCGGCCAAUGUGCCUCUCAUCUCGCAGCAGAACCUCGUCCUGCCCCCACAGUACUUCCGUGAACUCCUCGGCACGUUCGAGAAGAGGAUGGAGCAGUAUCGACAUGUCCUUCAUGAGAUUCUGCAACUCAGGGAGAACGAGCCCAAGACCUACACACCCCAGAUGCUGCAGGACAUCUUGCGCCAUCAGUACGAAGCGUUCAUGGCGGCUGCGGCGCGAGUGGCCGAUCUGCACGAGGCCACCGAGGCGUCCAAGGAGCAAUACGUCGCCCUGCGCAAUCAGGCCACCGGCGGCAACGAGACCGUGGAGGACCUCUUCGAAAAGGAGGAGAAGAGACGACAGCGACAAAAGGCCAAACUGAUGCCACUGGCGACCCCCGCUGCCUCUGCGCCGGCCCCCGCCGGAGCGUCCACCCCGGCCGGCGCCGCGACGCCGUCUGCUGGCGGUGGUCUAUGGCCUUCCACGGGAGCGACGCCCACGAGCGGCACGGGCGCCGCGGCGUCGACGCCCUUCAGCUUCAACAUGGGCUCGGCCUUCACGCCAGCAACCACGCCAUCGACGCCGGCCGCGGCCACGACCACCUCCUUCCCGAGCUUCGGCGCGGCGGCCACCACCCCAACCGCCUCGACGCCCGCCUCCCUCACCUCCUCCCUCUUCGGGUCGUCGCAGACCAGCAGCGCCGGCGGGCUGGGCUUCUCAACGGCCGGCACUGCCCUCAGCUUCCCCACCACGCCCACCGCGACGCGGCCCUCGUCUUCCGGCGGCGGCCGACCCACCACCGGCCGCAAGGGCAAAGGCAAGUAG